Molecule: messenger RNA, 711 nt
Organism: Melampsora larici-populina 98AG31
Lineage: Eukaryota; Fungi; Basidiomycota; Pucciniomycetes; Pucciniales; Melampsoraceae
Exons: 1
Coding region: 1-711 (236 amino acids)
Source: RefSeq, a predicted model, not a curated record
AUGAGACAGACUUAUCUUACGUUUCGAGUUGGUGAAGAAGAAGACAUGGCGGAUAUUGGAGUCAGGAACAAGGCAAUCGAGAAGCGUGCGGAAAGAAACACAAUCAAGAGAGGCGACGACCUCUACUUAGACAACCCAUACGCUCAUGGACAAGUCAAACAAUUCAUCGAUCCGAUUGAUGGAGAGAGUUGGGAAGGGAGAGCAACGGCAUGGGAUGAUCCGAGUAGGGGAGAAUCAAGAGAAGAGAAGAGUGAAGUCAGCAAGGGCACCCAAUCUGUCCGAUCAGCCUUGUGGGCUCAAACCCGGAGUGAGCCACAUACCUCGCAACAAACGACCCCGGCAAUCUUCAAUCGCCAAACCCACGCUCCGCAUGCAUCGACCAGUACGUUCGCAGCGACGAGUAAUUUCACCUCGUCCUUUCAACCCCCGUCCCAGCCAGCAAACCACAACAAACCGGCUAUCAAUCCGAAUUACAAAGGUAACCCGGCGAAUUACAUUCACAAUUAUCGACCGAAUUUUAAAGGAGGUCGAGGAAGCGGUGGAGAUAAUGGAGCAGGAAAUGGCCAAAGUGGGUCUGGUUUCGGUCAAAACGGAUCAGGAAACGGCCAAGGGAACUGGGGAAGGAAUAGACAAGGAGAGGAGAAUUCAAAUAGAGAAGGAAAUGGAAAUGGAAAAGGGAAUGCUGGAAGAGGUUAUGCUCACAAGAAGUAA